GAGAGAAGCCGGGCUCGGCGGGCCGCGCAUACUCCUCCGCCGGGGAAUAACAUCCGCGAUAUCGAGUCGCGCGAGAAGGAACUUCGUAACACGUAACGCUCUCAGCCGACGAUCCCCCGAUCGCGGCGUAUUAUGUAAGGGGGAUGUUGCCGCCGUUGUCGUCGUUCGCUUACGGCACCCUUUCACACACGCGCUGUACUGGCCGUUGCCGUUUCUACUACUGCUACUGCUGCUGCUGCUGCUGCUGCUAUUGAAGAGAAGGAUAGAGAGAGAGAGAAAGAGAUAGAGGGAGGCAGAGAGCGAGAGAGCGAGAGAAAGAGCGGAGAGGUGCCUCUCCGACGACAUGCGAAGAGACGCGUCCGACGCGACGACGACGGACGACGAGCGAGGAUCGCAGACAGCCCCAGUGAGACACGUCGGCGACGACGAGCGACAGAAGCAUUCAUGGAACUGAAAAUCCUGCUGUGGGUUCACAUCGUGGGAAUUUGCUCGGGUCUGCGAGGAGUGCGCAUCCAGAUACCGACGGCCGUGAAGAAGGGCGACUCGGCGACGCUGAAAUGUUGGUAUGACACCGAGGGCGACCCAUUGUACACCGUCAAGUGGUAUAAAGCGAAUCGAGAGUUUUAUCGCUAUGCCCCGAACGAGAGUCCGCCCGUCAAGACUUUCCCCAUCGGAAACCUGACGGUGAAGAAAACGGAGAGCAACGCGACGCAGGUCGUGCUGACGAAGUUGGAAUUGGAGGCGGCGGGCGUGUACAGCUGCGAGGUAUCAGCCGAUGCACCUUCCUUCCACACGGCUAUAGUUUCCGCGGCGAUGAACGUCGUCGAAUUGCCCUCUGAGAUGCCGUCGAUACAGGGACUAAAGAGGAAAUACCGCGUCGACGAUCCGCUACGUUUGAACUGCACAUCCGGCCGGAGCAAACCCGCUGCGAAUCUCACUUGGUAUAUCAACGAUCGACAGCCUCUCAAACCGCACGUUCGCACGUACAGCCCGCUCGACACGAACGAAUCGGAGUGGCAGAUUUCGCAAAUCGGGCUCCAGUUCCUGGUUACGCACGAGCACUUCGUGAGCGGCAAGCUGAAGAUACGUUGCAGCGCGUCGAUAUACGACAUUUACUGGCAGAGCACCGAAGUCAGCGCCGAGGAGGAUCUGCCGCGGGUGAUACACUACGAGCCUGCCGCGACUAUGGUCGGCACCAACUACCUCCAGCCACCGCCAAAUUUUCAGACCGGCCAGAAGAAGCCCGACGGGCAGGUUGGAGUAAAAGUGCUGGGGUCCUCCACGGUGAGCCUGCGGCCGUCGGCGAGGAUCGUUUUGGAAUUGUUUGCGCUUCUUCUAAUCGUCAUUCGUUAAAGACAUAUAGU
This is a messenger RNA of Wasmannia auropunctata (little fire ant), 1364 nucleotides long. RefSeq lists its product as uncharacterized. The transcript has 6 exons. Lineage: Eukaryota; Metazoa; Arthropoda; Insecta; Hymenoptera; Formicidae. The record is from RefSeq and is a predicted model, not a curated record. The coding region runs from base 445 to 1353 and encodes 302 amino acids.